This is a messenger RNA of Clonostachys rhizophaga, 1695 nucleotides long. NCBI's taxonomy places the organism in Eukaryota, Fungi, Ascomycota, Sordariomycetes, Hypocreales, Bionectriaceae. The record is from the annotation of a GenBank genome assembly.
AUGGAUUUCAUUCAAUCUACAACGCCCUCACAGCGCAAAUCACCUUCUGAAUCCACCAAGGCGCAACAAGAGCAGGUGCUGUCAAAUCGCACGACGUUAUUGACACUGCCACCGGAGCUCCAGACCAAGAUCUUUUCACAUCUUGUUCUAUCCUGGGGCAAUUCAACCAUUCAAGAGGUUCUGAGAACCUGCAAGCAACUCUACAAAGUGGCACUUCCGAUCUCCGUGUCUAUUUUUCGGAAUACGAUAAACCAAACUAAUGGGCAAGGCCCAUGUUCUACUACUCGCAAUUCGCGGUUCCUGCGCUAUAUCCUCGUUUCCAAGCCUUGGCUGGCCAAGGACGUUAGGACUGUUGUCUUUGGACGCAUUUCAUCAAGAGAUGGAGAAGUUAAAAACCAUGAGGAAGCUUCAAUCACCGAUGAGGAAAUCGCUAUUUACCAACAGCAUAUCGAGCUCAUCUUAGGCCAGCUACCUUCUGGGUAUACCGAGAGAUGGGGUGCUGAGUGGGUAGAAGAUCUCAAAAGUGGCACUUCUGAUGCUCAGGCUGCUCUGAUCCUGCUUGCCUGCCCGAACAUCCGCACACUCCUAUAUGAGAUGCCUGACCAACCAAGACAUUUCACUCAGCUACUAAGUUUGGUCCACAACUUGGCUGAGAUCAGCCCGUCCCUUCGCACCCCUGAUCAUUCGAAAAUGAUCAUCCCGCUCUCCAAUCUCCAAGAUGUCUUUCAUGAAACGUUGGACUAUGAUCGUGGCUACUCCGAAUUUGGGAUGGAGGCACCGGAGUUCUUCGCAUUCCCUCGACUUCGGUACUACGAAUGCAAUCUGGCCCAUGUAUGGUCUGACGUAUCAGGGAAGUUUGAACGCCUGCCACGUAGGUCAUCAUCGGUUGAAGAGAUCACCCUUCAUGCUUCUUAUAUUAAUAAUGACACACUUGAUGGCAUGCUGGGCGCUUGCAAAGCACUAAGAAAGUUCGAGUUUUCUCAUUUUCGGCUCGAUCGUGAGCUAGGUGCUCCUUGCCUGAUGAUGCCUCGGGAUAUUAUGGACGCUAUCCUGCCUCACGCCAGUACGUUCGAAUCUCUCUGGCUAAAUAUGGAAGAGUCUUGGGAUAAAGAAUGGAAAUGGAUCGGUUGCCCCGAGCGACUAUACAUGGGGAUGGGGCUUCGUCAAAUGUGUAUGCUGACGAGGCUUGAGAUUGGCAUGCAAGCCCUCACUGGAAUGCUCGGGUGGGACCCUGAUACUCGUGAUCCAGCUGCCACCAAAAUGCCGCUGAGGAUAAAAGGAGCCCCCAAGAUUGUCGAUUGUCUCCCUGAGAGCCUGGAAUGCCUCAAAAUUCAUGAUUGUGGAAUGCCAAUACUGGAUCAAGCGGCCGAGCUGAUCCAGGUAGUUGAGCAAGGGCAUGGUUUUAAAAGGCUUACCUACAUUGGCUUGCUAUUCAAUGGGUGGAAAAUGGACCGAGACAUAGAUUUUCCUCAAGCCAGGAAGCUAACCUGUAGUGCCUCCCAUGUUUGCUUAGAUAUUGGUUUUCGGGAAGAACUGCACUACCUGUGCGAUUUAGGAGAGACCGUAGAAGGACUGGAGGGUGAUCUAAACAUAACGUCUCGUAUAUAUGCGCCACAUAUCAGAAAGACGUACCGGGAGACGCGAGGGACACCUAACUUGAUGUUAUGGAGUGACCCUGACCUGUAUGAAGAAUAA